AUGACCCAUUGCUGCUCCCCUUGCUGCCAGCCCACCUGCUGCAGGACCACCUGCUGGCGGCCCACCUGUGAGAUCACCUGCUGCAGCACACCCUGCUGCCAGCCCAGCUGCUGUGAGUCCAGCUGCUGCCGCCCAACUUGUUGUCCAACCACCUGCUGCACGACCACCUGCUGGCGGCCCACCUGUGAGACCACCUACUGCAGCACACCCUGCUGCCAGCCCAGCUGCUGUGAGUCCAGCUGCUUCCGUCCAACUUGCUGUCCAACCACCUGCUGUAGGACCACCUGCUGGCAACCCACCUCUGUCACCACCUGCCGCAGCACACCCUGCUGCCAGCCCAGCUGCUGUGUGUCCAGCUGCUGCCAGCCCUGCUGCCAACCCACUUGCUGUGGCACCUCCUGCUGCCAGCCCAGCAGCUGUGCACCCGUCUACUGCACCAGGACCUGCUACCAGCCCACGUGCGUCUGCGUGCCUGGUUGUCUGAACCUGGGCUGUGGAUCCAGCUGCUGCCAGCCUUCCUGCUGUUGA
Messenger RNA from Nycticebus coucang (slow loris), 528 nucleotides. Its product is annotated as keratin-associated protein 9-8-like. The transcript has a single exon. The record is from RefSeq and is a predicted model, not a curated record. Bases 1 to 528 code for a protein of 175 amino acids. Gene Ontology annotation, cellular component: keratin filament. Lineage: Eukaryota; Metazoa; Chordata; Mammalia; Primates; Lorisidae.